Molecule: messenger RNA, 2796 nt
Organism: Maniola jurtina (meadow brown)
Lineage: Eukaryota; Metazoa; Arthropoda; Insecta; Lepidoptera; Nymphalidae
Gene: spag
Product: RNA polymerase II-associated protein 3-like
Exons: 9
Coding region: 27-1589 (520 amino acids)
Molecular function (GO): protein binding
Source: RefSeq, a predicted model, not a curated record
AUUCUCUUUUUGCAUGCCGAACAAAAAUGGACAAAGCAUUCGAAAUACAAAGGCAAGCUCGGGAUAAUGUGAAGACAUUGCAAACUUAUUUAACCGAUUUACAAAACUGGGAAGUCGAAAUGAAACGCAAAGAGGCCGCGUUAAACGGUGAAUUAGAACAGGAUCUUCCACCAGUGAGGAGCAAGGUGCGUAAGGAAAAGCCGGUGCAAGUGAACAAGGAGGCCGGCAAACGCAUCAGGGCGUCCGACUACGGCGCGUGGGAAAAGUUUGAUGUUGACAAAGCAUGUGAAGAAGUAGACAUGGCAGAAGUGGGACCGGUGUCCUUGGACAGCAAGAAGAGUCAAUCCGUCAAGAUGGAGAAGUUGAGAGAAGAGGCACAGUAUGAGAAAGAGAGGGGAAACAACUUUGUGAAGCAGGAAAAGUGGGAUGAUGCCAUAGCGUGCUACAACCGUGCUAUAGAGCUGGUGAAGGAUGACGCUAUUUACUAUGCUAAUAGAGGUCUCUGCCACCUUAAGAAAGAGAGCCUCCAUCAAGCAGAAACAGACUGUACUGAGGCACUCCGCUUGGAUCCUACAUACGUAAAGGCACUUCAGCGUCGAGCCACAGCCAGAGAGAAGCUAGGGUCUUUGCGCGCUGCUUCACACGACCUCAACGAGGUCAUCAAGUUAGAGCCUCACAACGCUGCAGCCCGGCGUCAGCUGAACGCCAUCAAAGCUCGGAUGGGGACUAAAGGAGCUAAAUCCAAAUCAUCACCAACAUCAACACCUACAUCAGAAUCCAAUCCGAUAUCGAAAACCAAAGGUCAUCCUAAGAUCAUAGAAAUACAAGAUAGUUCAGUGGAGUUAGUAAAAGAGCUAUCACCGUUAGAGAAGUGGAGGGAUGGGAUUGGUGAAGAUGUGACGGUCAUUAAACCAGUGAAGAAACCGCCGCAUUUGAGAUCUAAGAGAGCACUGAAACAUGUACCGAUCCAAGAAAUCCUAUUAGGCAGAACUAUAGUAGAGAAACCAGCUACUCGUCUCAAAAUCAUUGAGAUUGAGGACAACCAAGCUCACGGUGACUCCAAUAACAAUGAUUCAAACAAAAUUAGCCAAAAAAGUGACAUUCAUUAUGACCAUGAUAUUGGCCACGGUGACCAAAGUGUUGGUCAUGCUGACAAAAGUGAAGUUAACAAUGAAUUUGCUAAAGUUAGUGAUCUGAGUGAGAAAGUUGUAGCUAAUAUGGUGCCGCCAGUGAAUAGUGUUCAAUUUAUAUUGGAGUGGAAGGGUUUAAGAGGAAAUGAUGCAGCUAGGAGUGAUUACUUAAGUAUAAUAGAACCAUCCAAACUACCGUCAAUUUUUGAAAACGCUCUCGAAAGCGACGUGCUCUCGGAAGUUCUUCAAACAUUACACAAUAAUAGGGAUAAAUUCAAGGACAAAACCAUUGGAGAAUAUCUGAAGAAUCUAUGCAGAGUGAAGAGAUUUUCGGCAUUAGCUAUGUUCCUCUCUAAUACUGAUAAGGAAUUACUAAACAGCAUGCUGUCUCAUUGCAAGGAAGUGGAACAUAUCAGUGACAGUGAAUUAAUGGAAUUGAAGAACAAAUACGAACUCUAAAUAGUUAUAAAAGUUAUAUCAUUACAGGUUCAAUAUUAUGUUUUAUUUUUUGUUUCAUCAUUGUUGCAAGGAAUUUUUAAUUGAACUCUUUAAUUUAAAGUUUUUUUGGAACAUAAGUAAAUUCUUUGUUAUUAAUAUCAUUAGCGAAUAAAUUGCAACUUAUUUUCGUCAAAAAUUGUUAGUAAACAUGUCCAUUCAUGUUAGUAAUCGUUUCUAAUAAAAAUUAAUUAUUUGUUUUGUUCUAUACUUUGUCAGUUUUUCAUGAUAUUUACAAAUAUGUAUAGUCCGUACAUUUUAAGAAUGGAUUCGCUAUUUUUGCUCUGUGUCAAUUGUCAUGGUCAAAAGUUACCCAUGGACGCAGGGACUGACCGUGAGUUUGUGGGGCCCUGGGCUAAUACUACUUGGGGGCCUGCCUAAUUAAUCAAUUAAUAAUUUUUUUUAACCCUCAACCCAAAAAGUGGGGUGUUCUAAGUUUUUCGUGUGUAUCUGUGUAUCUGUUUGUGGCAUCGUAGCUCCUAAACUAAUGAACCGAUUUUAAAUUAGUUUUUUUUUUGAAAGGUGGCUUGAUCGAGAGUGUUCCUAGCUAUAAUCCAAGUAAAUCGGUUCAGCCGUUUGAAAGUUAUCAGCUCUUUUCUCUCUUCUCUUUUCUAGUUUCCAUUUUAUAAAACGGGGUUGGGGGCCCUGUUUAGCCACGGGGCUCUGGGCUGUAGCUCAAAAAGACCUUAUAAAGCCGCCCAUGCACGGACGUAACUUAAAGGUCUUUGGUUCUAUCGUACUUUUGACUUAGCAGUUGACACAGCAGAUAUGGCGAGUUAUUUUUCAAAAUGCAUUAAGAAUAUCUAUUUUUAUUGUGUGGCAUUUUAUUCUACUAUACGUUUCUACUGAGAAUACCAUAUUUUUAUGUUUGAAACUUGUACCAAAAUUCUGCUUAUUUUUUUUUUUAUAAUUCGUGUAAUUUUAUUGGUUUUCUUCUAAAACAAAUAAAGUUAGUGGUAGACAUUAUAAUUUAUCGAGAAUUUUUGUUAUUGACGGUACAAGUAUUUCUUAAAUGUUCACAAGGAUAAUUAAUUGCACCCUUAGCAUAUAAAACAAAUAUGUAUAAAAACAUGUAAAAGAAAAAGACAAAAAGAUAGAUAUGAAUUAUAUGAAGGUACUUUUAGUCUACGGUAACAUAGAUAGAAUGAAAAUAAACUAUAAUUUAUGGAUG